UGUGAUGGAUCAAUUUUGCUGAACCAUCUAGGGAGUGAGAGGACUGCUUUGGAGAGCAAAACCCUCAGAGGGUUCCAAUUGAUUGAUGAUAUCAAGGCUGAGUUGGAGAGGAAGUGUCCAAAAACAGUCUCUUGUGCUGAUAUUCUCACUGCUGCUGCAAGAGAUGCCACUCUUUUGGUUGGAGGACCAUUCUGGGAAGUUCCAUUUGGCCGCAAAGAUGGCAAGAUUUCCUUAUCAACAGAAGCCAAUUUGGUUCCCCAUGGCCAUGAAAACAUCACAGCUCUUAUUGCAUUCUUCCAAGAAAAGGGGUUAGACAUUCUUGACUUGGUCACACUCUCAGGUUCACACACAAUUGGGAGGAGCACUUGCUCUUCUGUUAUGGACAGGAUUUACAAUUUCAAUGGGACUCAAAAGCCUGACCCCUCAAUCAACGUGUAUUUCUUGAAAUUGUUGAGGAAGAGGUGUAAAUCAGAGUUGGAUUUGGUGCACCUUGAUGUUUUAACCCCUAGAACUUUUGACACAAUCUAUUAUACAAACCUUAUGAGGAAGGUGGGGUUGUUGUCAACAGAUCAGUCUCUCUUUUCAGAUGCAAGGACAGCUCCUUUUGUUGAAGCAUUUGCAACACAACCUUUCCUUUUCACUAGCCAGUUUUCAGUGUCAAUGGUGAAACUUGGGAAUGUUCAAGUUUUGACUAGGCCUAGUGAAGGUGAAAUAAGGGUUAAUUGUAAUCGUGUCAAUACUGUCUAACUUCUGUCCUACUUAAUAUGUGGUCUAUUUCAUUGCUCCAAUCUUACAUUUGGAAUGUCAUAGAAGACAAUAUAUACAUGUCUCUACUUCUAUGUUGUAUGAGAAAUUACCUUUCACCUUGUUAAUUAUGUAACUAAAUGUAUUGAUAAAUUUUUAAUAAAAUACAGUUACAAUCUUAUUAU
Messenger RNA from Vigna umbellata (rice bean), 929 nucleotides. The record is from RefSeq and is a predicted model, not a curated record. Lineage: Eukaryota; Viridiplantae; Streptophyta; Magnoliopsida; Fabales; Fabaceae.